UUUUCUUUGCAUGCUUCUAUAACAUGAUGAACCCCCUCGAGUAUGGAGUCUUGGGUUUAUAAAAAGCUGGUUGUUGUUCUGUAAGGGAGAGAUUAAAGGGUAGAGUUGUCAGUCUGAAUACAGUAGUACACCAAAGGACAACUAGGUAUUUUUCAUUGAAGCUAAGGGUCACCAAUUUGUUCUCCAUCAAACUUUAUAAAAAAAAAGAAUCUGUCAAAUAUCAAAUAUCUCUCUUUCUCUCUCUUCAAAAUGCAUAUUUAAACCCUGGCCUCAUGGUUCAAGCUUCUCAUGGAAAGCCACAAAACAAUAAACUUGUUUCACAAACAUGGCAACCAUUCAAUCCAAAGACAACAAAACUAUCUUCUUCAACUAUUUCAAGUCUCUUUCCCAAACCCCUCAUAGGCUUAGAAAGAGAAUGCUAGCAACAUGGACCCCAGACCAAGAGCUUAAUCAAGUAAGGCUAAGGUCUGGUGCUGAUAUGAAGAGGAAACUUAAAUGGUAUGAUUUAGUAGCUCUUGGUGUAGGUGGAAUGCUUGGUGUUGGCGUUUUCGUCACCACUGGACCCGUAGCCCGUAAUCACUCUGGUCCAUCAGUCUUCAUAUCCUACAUCAUUGCCGGAAUAUCAGCACUUCUUUCUUCUUUGUGUUACACUGAAUUUUCAGUCCAGAUUCCUGUUGCUGGUGGUGCCUUCAGUUACCUGAGAGUGACUUUUGGAGAAUUUGUGGGCUAUUUUGCUGGAGCAAACAUACUAAUGGAGUAUGUAUUAUCAAACGCCGCCGUGGCCAGAAGUUUUACAGAGUAUUUAUGCUCAGCCUUUGGGAUAAGUGAUCCCAAUUCCUGGAGAGUGGAAGUUCCUGGAUUGCUACAAGGCUAUAACAAGUUGGAUUUCUCAGCCGUUGCUCUUGUUCUUAUUCUCACUUUCUGCUUAUGCCAUAGUACAAAGGAAAGCUCAAUCUUGAACCUAAUUAUGACAGCCUUUCAUAUUGUGUUCUUUGGAUUCAUCAUAAUCAUGGGUUUCUGCAAUGGAAGUGUGGAAAACUUGGUGAAGCCAACGGGGCUAACUCCUAACGGUAUUAGAGGGGUUCUUGAUGGAGCAGCUAUAGUUUACUUCAGCUACAUAGGCUAUGACUCAGUCUCAACCUUGGCUGAAGAGAUCCAAAACCCUCCGGUAACCCUUCCGGUGGGGAUCAUCGGUUCGGUUUUUAUUGUCUCCGGACUUUACUGCCUCAUGGCGUUGGCCUUGUGCGUGAUGGUUCCUUACAAUCAGAUAGCUGAAAAGGCAUCAUAUUCAAUGGCUUUCCAAAGAAUUGGUUGGAAGUGGGCAGGGAAUAUAGUUGGGGCAGGAGCAAGCUUGGGGAUAGUGGCUUCUCUUUUGGUCGCCAUGUUAGGCCAAGCCAGGUACCUGUGUGUUAUAGGAAGGGCCAGGCUGGUGCCAUCCUGGUUAUCUAAGGUGCAUCCUUCAACAGGCACCCCAUUGAAUGCCACACUCUUUUUGGGGCUUUGCACAGCAUCAAUAGCACUCUUCACUGACUUGGACAUAGUGAUUGAAAUCAUCUCUAUCGGCACACUGUUGGUGUUCUACCUGGUGGCCAAUGCUCUUAUCUACCGAAAAUAUGUGCUAACAAGCAAAAAUCCACCUUUCCCCACACUCUCCUUCCUCUUCCUCAUUACAUCUUGUGCAAUAGGCUUCUCGAUAUCAUGGAAACUCGAGCAGCAAUGGUGGGGUUUGCCUCUUUUCGGCGGGAUAAUUAUGGUCGUUACAGCCUUCUUCCAGUACACGGUGCCUUGCCUAGGGCCGCCAAGCGAGUGGUCAGUGCCAUUCAUGCCUUGGCCGGCUGCUGUAUCCAUUUUCCUUAAUGUCUUCCUUAUGACCACACUGAAGAUGCUCUCAUUCCAAAGGUUUGCGAUAUGGGGACUUUUGAUAACUUUGUUCUAUGUAUUAUAUGGAGUUCAUUCAACGUUUGAAGCAGAAGAGAUGGGGAUGAAAAUGGCUGUUAAUGAAGUGCCAAACCCAUCUAUCCAACUAACAAAGCUAGAGGUUUAACAAUUUAUGUUCAUUUAAAAUUUGAAAAAUCACGCUGUUCCUCUCA
Gossypium raimondii (Peruvian cotton) is the source of this 2090-nucleotide messenger RNA. RefSeq names its product cationic amino acid transporter 6, chloroplastic. The transcript is spliced from 5 exons. Gene Ontology annotation, cellular component: plasma membrane. The coding region runs from base 326 to 2044 and encodes 572 amino acids. The record is from RefSeq and is a predicted model, not a curated record. Gene Ontology annotation, biological process: transmembrane transport; amino acid transport. Gene Ontology annotation, molecular function: amino acid transmembrane transporter activity. Lineage: Eukaryota; Viridiplantae; Streptophyta; Magnoliopsida; Malvales; Malvaceae.